GGCACGUAAAGCACGUCGAAACAGGAAGUGGGAUUUAAAACAAACGAGCCGGGCUGUGUGGGCAGUGCUGCGGGCCAGGCUCGGGAUAGGGGAAGGGGAGCUUGCCAGACCAGCCGGCUGUUCCGCCGCCGCUGGGCGCCGCAGCCUUUGUCUUUCCCCGGCUGCCUCGCUCCCUCCCUCCCGGGCCCGACGCGGCCUCCCCGAAGCCUCGGGACCAUGUCGGCCAUGGAGAAGCACCUCUUCAACCUCAAAUUUGCCGCCAAGGAGCUCAGCAGGAGCGCCAAGAAGUGCGAGAAGGAGGAGAAGGCCGAGAAGGCCAAGAUCAAGAAGGCCAUCCAGAAGGGCAACACGGAGGUGGCGCGCAUCCACGCCGAGAACGCCAUCCGCCAGAAGAACCAGGGCGUCAAUUUCCUGCGGCUGAGCGCGCGCGUGGACGCCGUGGCGGCCCGGGUGCAGACGGCCGUGACCAUGGGCAAAGUCACCAAGUCCCUGGCCGGCGUCGUCAAGUCCAUGGACGCGGCGCUGAGGAGCAUGAACCUAGAGAAGAUCUCGGCGCUCAUGGACAAAUUCGAGCACCAGUUCGAGACGCUGGACGUUCAGACGCAGCAGAUGGAAGACACCAUGAGCAACACCACCACCCUGACCACCCCGCAGGGCCAGGUGGACCUGCUGCUCCAGGAGAUGGCCGACGAGGCCGGCCUGGAUCUCAACAUGGAAUUGCCCCAGGGCCAGACGGGCUCCGUGGCCUCGGUGGCCUCGGCCGAGCAGGACGAGCUGUCCCAGAGACUGGCCCGUCUGCGCGACCAAGUGUGACGGGGCCGCUGAGACCCGCCGCGGACCCCGGUGGCUUCUGAAGCCCUCCCUGUUGUUGACACACAUACACGUAUCCUGCUCCCACCACCCUGGAAACAUUGUCGAGUGCCAGAGCUCAAGUGCUGUUUGUGUGAUGAGAUCCGAUUUAAAAGUGCAGGAAGAAUAUUUCAUUCUUUGGGAUUUUAGAGACUGUGAUGCAGUUUGAUUUCUGCAGACGGGGAUGAAGAUUGGGGGCACAUACUUUGCCAGGCGGCUUUUUAACAGGACUAGGGUUUAAAUUGUAUUGGAAAAUUGGGCCAGAAUGACCGGCUCUGCAUAUUUGAAAAUGUUCCGACCGUUUUAAAAUACCGCCUAGGUCUUAAUCUGCGGAGAACUGAGUUUAAAUCCCACUCCCAUCCCUUUUGUCCACCAUCCUCCCCCUAAAUAGGGAUUGACUGAUAAUGGGAGCAGUUGGAAUGUGAGGCAUUUUUCUUAGCAAAAAAAAAAAAAAAAUCAGCAUAGGAUGUUUCUGUGUGAAUAUUAAAUAAAAGCUACUUUUGGCUUUUAUUCUCUUUUAAUUAGAUUUAGUUUUAAUUAGCAAAAGCAUUUUUGCAUAAUAAGUUGACUACUGUUUUGGUGCUGUAAAUUAUUCGUCUUUACCUAAAAAAGUGCCAUGUCACUUCGUUUAUGGGAGAGAUUUAAGUUUUCUUGUGUUUUUAUUCAUAAACUUACAGCUAUAUUUAAUAUGUGCUGCCGAAGCAAGCACUCACGGCUAUAUUUAAACCUUCAUUGUCUCAGAUAUGUUGAAGCGUUAACAUUUAUGAUUAUUCCAUAGCUGGCUAAUUUUUUUGAGGCUGUAUUUUUAAAAUAUGCGCAUUUAUGUGUACUUCUGUUAAUAUUCUCAGAUCACUUGACUGGGGAAAGUCCUGGCUUGUGUGUGUAUAAGAGGGAAAUGUUAAGAUAAUGGAAUGAUACAAGUUCCAAAGUUAAAACUGUACUUUAAAUACCUUGUUAAAUAAGCUUAUCCCUUUUGUCUUAAAGCGGCCACUCCUUAAUAAUUGGCAAAAUGAAAAAAUAAAAAACACCUAGGUUUUUUAAAUGGAGCCAUAGACAUUUUAAAUAACUUCUAGUCAGAUGAAAAUUGGAAGUGUAUUAGUUUUGGUUUUUGAAAAUUGGGUUGAGUGAGAGUCAUAUGAGAUUGGAAAGCAGGAAAGGAAAGCAAUUUGGUGCCCAGGUUGUACUUUACUUUGGCCAGUUUAUCUUAACAUAAAUAUGCACGUGAAAAUAUAGCUGUGACUUUCUAAGUUAAUAUGUAGUAGGCAGUGACUUAUUGAAAUAUCAAGGCAAGUGUAAGGAUCUAGGUUAAAGAAGAAGAAUUUUCCUCCUUGCUGGAAAAUGUCUCCUUAAAAAAAUUCCAGUGUUUUUUCAAAUAAGGAAGUUCCAUUGCAGAGUAAAUUGCUGUAGGAAAUCUUCCUGUUGAGUCAUGAGGGCAUCCAAAGUGCAAUUAUGGAGUUAAUUUUAACCUAAUUCUUAGCCAGGUGUUCACCAUUUCUAGCAAUCGUUGUUAUUAGCUUCCUAACAGUUGUUAUUGAUGUGAAAUGUGGAUCAAGAUUAUGUUUGAAUACAGCUAAAUGCAGAUAGAAAUUAGUUUUGUUCAUUUGUGAUUGAUAGUGUCUUGGUACAGGGUCUUUGCAUGUUUCUGUUUCCAUGUGGAAGUCUUUUCUUCCUACAAAAAUGGUCUAUUUCUAAUUCAUACAGUUCAGGGAUACAUAGAUUACUAACAAAAUGCUGAGAGAGUAUAGUUUCCUUAUUUUCCACAGCAAGUAAUCAUAAUCAAAAAUGUAAAUCAUUGCAGAGCUUGGUUAGAAGAGGCUUCGUAAGAUGGAAGGAAGAAAAUUCAUACCAUAGUAUAUAUAUAUAUUUUUGGAGAGGCAGGAAGGAGGGAAAAGUCCAUAGACAGUUUCCUUAGAAGGGAAAGGCUUGCGUUCUUCCCUGGUCAGAGUGCUUUGGCUUGGUCACACCUGGAGUAUUGCCUUCUAUCCUGCACAAAAGACAGAAUUAGGGGUAAGGGGAGAAGUUGGAGAUUUAGGCUUGAUAAUAUCCAAAAAUGGAAUGUGCUACUUCAGGAGUUAGGGGGUCCUCCAUCUCCUGAGGUCUUCAAGCAGAGACCAGACUUGUUGGGUAUGUUGGAAGGGAUUCUUGUUCAGGCAUAGGUUGUAUUAUAUUAGCCUUGUAAGCCCCUUCCAACUGUUAAAUUGUGUAAGUGAGUUUGGUUAUAACUAGGAUUGAUAACUGACUUUUGAAAAAACUUGGGAAAACUCGGGUCAAACAGGGAAAGGGAUUUUAAAUGAAAGAAAGGGAGAGAAAAAUGGCAGUUAUCUUUUAGAAGUAUUGCUUAAUUAAAUUAUUUGGGGAGGGGGAAAUGUUUCUGGGGGGAAGCUUGAUAAUCAUAUUGGGGAUUACUGAAAGCUUUGUGCUUUAUCCUUUUUUAAUUAAAUUUUUCUUCAAUUAACAUUUUCUCUCAUCUACCUCCCCCUCACUGAAGAGAAAAAAAGAAAACCCUUGUAUCAAGUAUGCAUAGGCAUGCAAAAAAAAUUCCCAUGUUGAUGAUGUCCAAAAAACGUGUGUCUCAUCCUACAUAUUUACCAUUGUGUCAGGAAAUAUAGGGAGCAUUCUUCAUCAUUGGUCCUCUGGAAUCACAGUUGGUUUGUUGUGUUGAUCUUAAGUCUUAAAAACAUGGAACACUUCACGAAUUUGCACAUUACCGUUCCUCAGGGGCCAUGUUAGUCUCUGUUGUUCCAAUUUUAGUCUAUGUGCAGCCGAAGUGAGUCUAAUAAUCCUGAGAAGAUGAAAAUAUAUAACCAUUCUUCUCGGAAGUGACUACUGGGCAACUGAACUAUCUUUGAAGUCUCGUGUUUUUAUGUUUUACAUUCUUAUUACCUUUGCCAUGUAUGUGCUGAUAUGAAAAAUCAGUAAACAUUUAUUAAAUGCUUUCUAUGUGCCAAGCACUGUGUUGAGUGCUGGGGAUCCAAAAAGGUAUGUACCUCCACCAAAUGUUGUAAAUUAACUUUCUGAAAAAACAACUUUAGACAACAAUUUUCUCAGGAGUUUGUUUCAGUAGAAACAAUACCAUAAAUGAGUAGUUGGUCAAAAAAACUCAUAGCAAUUACAUUAUUAGGUGGGAAUGUAUUUAUAAUAUAUUAAUAACAUUAUUGAAAAGACAGUGUUCAGGUGGAUCCCUAUGUGAGCCAUGUCCAUAUAAGUGGGUGUAAUAAGUAGAAAUGGAAGGGUACCACUAAAGAGUUCAUUUUUCUUUGAUUCCUCUACAAAGCAUCCAUAACAGCGAACAGCAAGAGUAUCCUUAUUAAAUAAAUGCAAUUUAACCUUUAGUGGCAAAGCAAUUCAAUUAUUUGGCUUUUUUCACUUUUAGCUAAACAAAAAACCGUCACAUCUUUCUGGUAAAUUACCUUUUCCUGAAGACUUGGAUAUCUCAAUUAUUGGGAAAGUGAAAGAAACUGAGCAAGAUGAUGAAGAGUUGGGUGAUUCCUUUGGUUAGUAUGCACAUUUUUUUAAAAGUUGAUUUAAAACCUGGUGUGCUGCUAGAUACUUAGCCUAAUAUAGAAACAUCUUUAAAUAUAAACAUUCAUUGACCUGUAUCUAAA
This is a messenger RNA of Dromiciops gliroides (monito del monte), 4454 nucleotides long. Its product is annotated as charged multivesicular body protein 1b-2-like. Gene Ontology annotation, cellular component: multivesicular body; ESCRT III complex. Lineage: Eukaryota; Metazoa; Chordata; Mammalia; Microbiotheria; Microbiotheriidae. Bases 217 to 813 code for a protein of 198 amino acids. Gene Ontology annotation, biological process: late endosome to vacuole transport; endosome transport via multivesicular body sorting pathway; protein transport. The record is from RefSeq and is a predicted model, not a curated record. The transcript has a single exon.